Molecule: messenger RNA, 3425 nt
Organism: Fundulus heteroclitus (mummichog)
Lineage: Eukaryota; Metazoa; Chordata; Actinopteri; Cyprinodontiformes; Fundulidae
Gene: cs
Product: citrate synthase
Exons: 11
Coding region: 121-1530 (469 amino acids)
Biological process (GO): tricarboxylic acid cycle; citrate metabolic process; carbohydrate metabolic process
Cellular component (GO): mitochondrial matrix
Source: RefSeq, a predicted model, not a curated record
AAUCCUUCUUCAACCUUCUACUUUCUGGAGGGGCACCUUCAACCUGGUCCGCGGUGCACUGGCAGUGGCUCCAUUUGUUAGAAAAAAAAGAAGUAGAGAUAACACUUUGAAAUAGACACUAUGUCCUUCCUGACUCUCCACAGGCUAGCGCCUAAACUUCUCAAUUCAAAGAAUGCCACAUACUUAUUUGUGGCAGCUAGGAAUGCCACUGCAUCAACAACAAAUCUGAAGGAUGUGUUGGCAGACCUCAUCCCAAAAGAACAGACCAGGAUUAAGAACUUUAAACAACAGUAUGGCAAAACAAACAUAGGUCAGAUCACUGUUGAUAUGGUCUAUGGUGGUAUGAGAGGAAUGAAGGGUCUGGUAUAUGAAACAUCUGUGUUGGAUCCAGAGGAGGGCAUCCGUUUCAGAGGCUACAGCAUUCCAGAGUGUCAGAAGUUGCUGCCUAAAGCUCCAGGCGGUGAGGAGCCACUGCCCGAGGGCCUCUUUUGGCUGCUGAUAACGGGACAGAUCCCAACGGAGGAGCAGGUGAACUGGGUGUCCAAAGAAUGGGCGAAGAGAGCAGCACUCCCCUCUCACGUUGUCACCAUGUUGGAUAAUUUCCCCACAAACCUGCACCCCAUGUCUCAGUUCAGCGCCGCCAUCACAGCUCUAAACAGUGAGAGCAGCUUUGCACGGGCGUACUCUGAGGGAGUGCACAAGUCCAAGUACUGGGAGUUCGUCUAUGAAGACUCCAUGGACUUGAUUGCCAAGUUGCCCUGCAUCGCUGCUAAGAUCUACCGCAACCUUUACCGCGAAGGCAGCAGCAUCGGCGCCAUCGACUCCAACCUGGACUGGUCCCACAACUUCACCAACAUGCUGGGCUACAGCGACGCCCAGUUCACCGAGCUAAUGAGGCUCUACCUCACCAUCCACAGUGAUCAUGAAGGAGGCAACGUCAGUGCCCACACCAGCCAUCUAGUGGGGAGCGCCCUCUCUGACCCCUACCUGUCCUUCAGCGCAGCUAUGAAUGGUCUGGCCGGUCCUCUUCAUGGUCUGGCCAAUCAGGAAGUGCUGGUGUGGCUGACCGCCCUGCAGAAGGAGCUUGGAGGAGAAGUAUCUGAUGAGAGGAUGAGGGAUUACAUCUGGAACACACUCAAAUCUGGAAGGGUGGUUCCCGGCUACGGCCAUGCGGUCCUCAGGAAGACUGACCCACGGUACACCUGUCAGCGCGAGUUUGCCCUGAAACAUCUGCCCAAUGACCCCAUGUUCAAGUUGGUGGCCCAGCUUUACAAGAUUGUGCCCAACGUGCUCCUGGAGCAGGGAAAGGCCAAGAACCCCUGGCCCAACGUGGACGCCCACAGUGGAGUUCUCCUGCAGUACUACGGCAUGACGGAGAUGAACUACUACACCGUCCUCUUCGGUGUGUCCCGGGCCCUCGGCGUCCUCGCCCAGCUGGUGUGGAGCAGAGCCCUCGGCUUCCCCUUGGAGCGCCCCAAGUCCAUGAGCACGGAGGGACUGAUGGGUCUGGUCGGCACCAAAUCGGGCUGAAAGCGACGCCUCAGAGGAGCCGUGGGGGGGUUUAGCAACGAGGGCUGAGACGACGUCAUCCGUUGAGCCCUUUUUUUUCUCGUCGUUUCAAACCCCGGGGAUUUAUUGGGAUUCAAAGAGACAGUACGCUUUUAAUGUUAUUUCACUAAAGAAGGGCCUUUUUAAAUUGUCACACCAGUAACGUUGAAGUGUGUUUAGUUAACCACUGUUGCCCCGUCGUGUCCGCACGUUUAUCUUGAGAGGAACAAAGUGUAGACGUAAGUGGGCUCUAACUAUUUUUUCAGUCCAGGUCUGCUAGAUUUUUUUUUUUUUUUUUUUUUUCCCCUGAGCGCUGCCUGCAGGGUUCGCAUGGAGCACCGAGCCUGAGCCGCGAACAGGCAGCGGCUUUCACGGGGAACUGUGGGAGUGAACCACACUUCAUAGAUAUUUGCUAAAAUGUCCCUCAAACCAUUUCAAACUUAAAAGUUUUCUGUCCAAGAGAAACGCAUUAGCUGUCCAUCUUUGUGUUCUAUGCAAUUUUUAUUUUUCCCCCCAUACAGAUAAUUAGUGUGUUUCACUCCCACACAUGAACACUCCAGUUUAAAAUAACUAAAUUAAAAAAAGGUCCUAAACCCAAUUUGUGAUCUGCUGAAGAAAUUUGAUUUAAUAAUUGUUUAAAAAAAAAUAAUAAAAAAAUCUGUUAAAAGAUACUGCCCCUUUAAAUCUUUGAUCUCCUGUUUCUCCUGCUUGUAUUUUUUUUCUUUUUAAAUAAAUGACCUCGGUUACCUCUAUGAUCAAAAUGCCUGUCUGCAUAAUAACAUCUUUUUUUUUUUUUUUUUUUUAGCAUUUCAGUUUUUAAUGAGCUUCUACUGAAAGGGUCUUAAGAAUUGUAGAAGAGGAAGAAUGUACGCCAACUGUGUGACAAAUUUGACUAAAUAUGGUGUUGUAAUUGCCUGUAAUAAAUCCUUAAGAGCAAGCUUGAGAUAAAAAAGAAGGAAAAAAAAGGUUUGAUAGGGAGGCUUUGUAGUUGUCUCUGUGUAUUUUAAUCUGUAAAGUAAAUCCCCCACAGGAGAGCGCUUUGACAUCGACUACUCCAAAACGAGCACUUGCUUGACUGGGUUUCCCAAUCUGUAGCAAUUAGAGCCCUUCCAGGUUGAUUGUGUAACUUUUUACAGGUUUAUUUGUGUUUAAAAAAAAAAAUGUAAAGAGGCAAAUCUUCAGGUUCUCGUUUUGUGGUUUUAUUUAUACUUUGUGUACAUAUAUAUACCUAUGUAUAGCUUGAAUGUAUGAGCUCUACGCGAUCACCUGCUUGUUAGAACCACAAUGAGUCCCACAGUUUACCGGCGACGUAAUCAGGGUGUCCAACGUCUCAUUCUGACAAUGAACAAAAAGAUAAAACUGCAGCUAUCCUGUAAAUACAUUUUCUUGCUUAGCUGGUGCUGUCUUCUUCUCUUUUUCUUUUUUUUUUCUUUUUUUUCUCUUCCAGAUGUUUCAAGCUUGCUCUUAAGUGCUGGGUUUUUGUCAACACUCCAUGUUUGUGAUGUUUCUGUUCCUGCGUUUUUAUUUCUCUUUCCUCCUCCUCCUCCUUCCCCCCCCCAACAACAAAACUGUCGGUAGUUCGCACAAGCGUUUGAUUCAGUACCGCCGUUAUUUCAGGCUUAGUCGGGCAUCUUGUUGUGUGUUUUCUUGUGUUCUUCCAUGCAUCGGGUGGCUCUUGAGAUGUGGUCAUUUUGGUCGUAGAGGGCGACAAAGGUUGUGUGUAACGGGGCGAACUGAUGGUUUCACCGGAGAGAGACGCUGUAGGGGAUAUAGCUGGACGGGUCAAAUGGGCAAAACGAUAAGCUUGAAAAAAAUAAAAAAAAGCAAUUGUUGAAAAACCUAACAAAAAAAAGGAAAAAUAAAGGUUUUUAUUAACA